AUGAAUUGUCUGGGAUUGAUAACCCAUGAAUUGUCUGGGAUCGAUAUUCCUGAAUUGUUUGGGAUCGAUAUUCCCAAAUUUUCUGGGAUUGAUGUUCCUGAAUUUUCUGGGGUCGAUAUCCUGAAUUUUCUGGGAUCGAUAACCCAUGGAUUGUUUGGGAUCGAUAUUCCUGAAUUUUCUGGGAUCGAUAUUCCGGGAUUGGCUGGGAUCAAUAUUCCCAAAUUGUUUAAGAUCGAUAUUUCCGAAUUGUGUGUCCAGCACCUGGCCAGGUGUGUCCAGCCCAUCUCCAGGUGUGUCCAGGUGUUUCUAUCCCAUCUCCAGGUGUUUCUAUCCCAUCUCCAGGUGUUUCUAUCCCAUCUCCAGGUGUUUCCCUCACCUGUCCAGGUGUUUCUAUCCCAUUCCCAGGUGUCUCCAGGUGUCUCCACCCCAUCUCCAGGUGUUUCUAUCCCAUCUCCAGGUGUUUCUAUCCCAUCUCCAGGUGUUUCUAUCCCAUCUCCAGGUGUUUCUAUCCCAUCUCCAGGUGUUUCCCUCACCUGUCCAGGUGUGUCCAGUCCAUCUCCAGGUGUUUCUAUCCCAUCCCCAGGUGUCUCCAGGUGUUUCCAGCCCAUCCCCAGGUGUAUCCAUCCCAUCUCCAGGUGUUUCUAUCCCAUCUCCAGGUGUUUCUAUCCCAUCUCCAGGUGUUUCUAUCCUAUCUCCAGGUGUUUCUAUCCUAUCUCCAGGUGUUUCUAUCCCAUCUCCAGGUGUUUCUAUCCCAUCUCCAGGUGUAUCCAUCCCAUCUCCAGGUGUUUCUAUCCCAUCCCCAGGUGUCUCCAGGUGUUUCUAUCCCAUCCCCAGGUGUCUCCAGGUGUGUCCAGUCCAUCUCCAGGUGUUUCUAUCCCAUCCCCAGGUGUCUCCAGGUGUUUCUAUCCCAUCUCCAGGUGUUUCCAGCCCAUCUCCAGGUGUCUCCACCCCAUUCCCAGGUGUCUCCAGGUGUCUCUAUCCCAUCUCCAGGUGUUUCCAUCUCCCCCCAGGUGUUUCUAUCCAACUUCCGCCUGUUUCCCUCACCUGUCCAGGUGUCCCCACCUCGCUGCUGGGGGACCCGGAGUCACCUGUGGAGCUCACCUCUUCCCUCUCACCUGUGGGGCUCACCUGUCCCUGCUCACCUGUGGAGCUCACCUGUCCCACCUCACCUGUGGGGCUCACCUGUCCCCCCUCACCUGUGGAGCUCACCUGUCCCACCUCACCUGUGGAGCUCACCUGUCCCCUCUCACCUGUGACUCUCACCUCUCACCUGUCCCCCCUCACCUGUGA
Molecule: messenger RNA, 1290 nt
Organism: Pseudopodoces humilis (Tibetan ground-tit)
Lineage: Eukaryota; Metazoa; Chordata; Aves; Passeriformes; Paridae
Source: RefSeq, a predicted model, not a curated record